UCGCAGGUCUGUCAGCUCGGUAAACUGCCCGGCACCGAUUUCACACCGGACCUACUGACCAGAACUCCUCAGAGUGGAUUUCACUGACAGAGAGUGAUUUCUUUUUUGGUGUUUUGCUUUUUUUGUUUUUGUUUUUUUUUUCUCGAGUGUUUAUUUCAUUUUUUUUUCGUGAUGCUCCAGAACAGUGAUUAAGUAUAUUGCAGAGAUAAAGCGUAACAGCUCCUGAAAAGCUCCCGGUUUGGCUGGAAAUGACAAGCGGUAGACCGGUGACAAUGCCGGGCUCGCUGUCGCUCUCGGACCGACAACCUCCUCCAGGUCACGGGCAACACGCGGCUGCAGUCUCCGCUGCGGCCGGUGAGACAGUGAUGAUGUCCGGAUCAGGUUCAGUGGUCCUCCCGGCUGGGAUUAUGAAUCCAUCGGUUCCUAUCCGGAAUAUCAAGAUGAAAUUUGCCGUUCUUACCGGACUGAUCCAGGCUGGAGAGGUUAGCAACCGGGAUAUUGUUGAAACGGUGCUGAAUCUGUUGGUGGGUGGUGAGUUUGAUCUGGAGACCAACUUCAUUAUCCAAGAUGCGGAAAGCAUCAGCUGCCUGGUGGAGCUGCUGGAGCACUGUGACAUCACCUGCCAGGCUGAAAUCUGGAGCAUGUUUACCGCGGUCCUUCGAAAAAGUGUUCGAAAUCUGCAAACGAGCACUGAAGUGGGCCUUAUCCAGCAGGUGUUGCUGAAAAUGAGCUCAGUGGAUGACAUGAUUGCAGAUUUGCUAGUGGAUAUGUUGGGAGUACUGGCCAGCUACAGCAUCACAGUGAGGGAACUAAAAAUGCUCUUCAGCAUGUUGCGAGGAGAAGGAGGCCUCUGGCCGAAGCAUGCAGUCAAAAUGUUGUCGGUGCUCAAUCAGAUGCCUCAGAGACAUGGUCCGGAUGCCUUCUUCAACUUUCCUGGUCGCAGCGCAGCAGCAAUUGCUUUACCUCCUAUUGCUAAGUGGCCUUAUCAAAAUGGGUUUACAUUCAAUACCUGGUUCAGAAUGGAUCCCUUAAAUAACAUCAACAUGGACAAGGACAAACCAUAUCUCUACUGCUUUCGCACCAGCAAGGGCAUCGGCUACUCUGCACAUUUUGUUGGUAACUGCUUGAUCAUCACAUCUCUCAAGUCCAAAGGAAAAGGGUUUCAGCAUUGUGUGAAGUAUGAUUUUCAGCCCAGGAAGUGGUACAUGAUCAGUAUAGUCCACAUCUACAGCCGCUGGAGGAACAGUGAAAUCAGAUGCUAUGUUAACGGACAACUCGUUUCUUAUGGAGACAUGGCAUGGCACGUCAACACAAAUGAUAGUUAUGAUAAGUGCUUCCUUGGGUCCUCAGAGACAGCGGAUGCUAACAGAGUGUUCUGCGGGCAGCUAGGAGCUGUCUUCGUGUUCAGCGAAGCUCUCAAUCCCGCUCAGAUAUUUGCAAUUCAUCAGCUAGGACCAGGCUAUAAGAGUACAUUUAAGUUCAAGUCCGAGAGUGAUAUUCACUUAGCAGAGCAUCACAAGCAGGUAUUAUAUGACGGCAAAUUAGCCAACUCCAUCGCCUUCACCUAUAAUGCGAAGGCCACCGAUGCCCAGCUUUGCCUGGAGUCUUCGCCUAGAGAAAACGCCUCCAUCUUUGUGCACUCACCGCACGCCCUUAUGCUUCAGGAUGUGAAAGCCACAGUGACUCACUCCAUCCAUAGUGCCAUACACUCUAUUGGUGGGAUCCAGGUUCUCUUUCCCCUCUUUGCCCAGCUGGACUUUCAUCAGCUGAAUGACAGCCAGGUGGAAACAACUGUCUGUGCCACUCUCCUGGCUUUUCUGCUUGAGCUGCUCAAGAGCUCCGUGGCCAUGCAGGAACAGAUGUUGGGAGGAAAGGGAUUUUUGGUGAUUGGAUACCUACUAGAGAAGUCAUCACGUGUACACAUCACCAGGGCUGUAUUAGAACAGUUCCUCUCCUUUGCAAAGUAUCUGGAUGGUCUAACACAUGGAGCACCACUCCUGAAGCAGCUGUGUGACCACAUCCUUUUCAAUCCUGCCAUCUGGAUCUACACCCCUGCCAAGGUACAGCUCUCUCUGUAUACCUACCUUUCUGCUGAGUUUAUUGGCACAGCGACCAUCUACAACACUAUUCGUCGGGUGGGGACUGUGCUUCAGCUCAUGCAUACGCUGAAGUACUACUACUGGGCUGUCAACCCUUCAGAAAGCAGCGGCAUCACACCAAAGGGUCUUGAUGGUCCAAGGCCAACCCAGAAAGAAAUAAUUUCUCUGCGGGCAUUCAUGCUUCUCUUCCUCAAGCAACUCAUCCUGAAGGACCGGGGUGUGAAGGAGGAUGAGCUACAGAGCAUCCUCAACUACUUGUUAACAAUGCAUGAGGACGAGAAUCUGCAUGAUGUGCUGCAGCUGGUGGUGGCCCUCAUGUCUGAGCAUCCAGCCUCUAUGAUCCCUGCUUUUGACCAGAGAAAUGGAAUACGGGUAAUCUACAAGCUCAUGGCCUCCAAGAGUGAAAGCAUUCGCGUGCAGUCCCUCAAAGUCCUUGGGUACUUCCUUAAGCAUUUGGGCCAUAAGAGGAAGGUGGAGAUCAUGCACACACACAGCCUGUUUACUCUCCUAGGAGAGAGGCUCAUGCUACACACAAACACUGUGACUGUGACGACCUACAACACUCUUUACGAGAUUCUGACGGAGCAGGUGUGCACGCAGGUAGUUCACAAACCCCAUCCUGAGCCUGACUCUACUGUCAAGAUUCAGAACCCAAUGAUUCUCAAGGUAGUGGCAACUUUAUUGAAGAGCUCUGCCCCCAGCACAGAGCUGAUGGAGGUUCGCCGCCUCUUCCUUUCGGAUAUGAUCAAACUGUUCAGCAACAGCCGAGAGAACAGACGGUGUUUGCUUCAGUGUUCCGUUUGGCAGGACUGGAUGUUUUCUCUUGGCUACAUUAACCCUAAAAGUACUGAAGAGCAGAAAAUCACGGAGAUGGUGUACAACAUCUUUCGCAUUCUGCUCUACCACGCAAUCAAGUACGAGUGGGGAGGAUGGCGCGUGUGGGUGGACACACUCUCCAUAGCCCACUCAAAGGUGACAUAUGAAGCACAUAAAGAGUACUUGGCUAAGAUGUAUGAAGAGUACCAACGUCAGGAGGAGGAGAAUAUUAAGAAGGGGAAGAAGGGUUUGGUCAGCACCAUCUCUGGUCUGUCUGCUCAAGCCUCUGGCAUCAAGGGUGUGAUCGAGAUCAGAGAAAUAGAUGAUAACUCCCAGACACCUGAGAGUGAGACAGAGUAUGAGAGUUCAGACUCACGCAAUCUGCUGGCUGAAAGUAAAGGGUCUGAAGAGGGUUUCAAAGGAACAGAGGGUUUGGUAGAUGGAGUCCGGGUCGAAGUUCAUGAUCUCCUGGUGGACAUCAAGGCUGAAAAGGUGGAGGCUACGGAGGUUAAGCUGGAUGAUCUGGACCUAUCCUCUGAACCUUUGGGAGUAUCUGAAAAUGGAGCAUUGGUGGAGGUGGAUUCCCUGUUGGAUAAUGUUUAUUGUGCUGCUGUGGACAAGCUAAACACUAAUGUUAACAGUGUGCUGUUGGCAAAAGGCAGCAUGGAUGACCAAAAUGCUGCCCCUCUCAUUACCCUAGAUGAGGACAGCAUUCCUCACAGCAACAGCUUCCUGUUUGGAAAGGUGGCAGGUAGCAUUGAGGACAAGCUACUGCAUGAACUCAAUCCAAAUGAGCCUUUGGUGCUACCCAGCCCAGAGCCACCAGUCCACAACAGUGCCAAUACUGAACUGAGCCUUUUAGUCCACAUGACACGCAGCUCUUUACCCAGUAUCCUGGAGAAGGAUGAAUUUGAACUACAAACAGCCCUGGAGGGUAUCAGCUCUGUUCCCGGUGCUGAGGCUGACGCCUCUUCUAAAAACCUAGAGGUCACUGAGGGGACAGCGGCAGCUGAAUCUGAAGGGGACCUCGUGUCUAAUAAAACCAGCAGCGGUGUAGAUGCAACAACCAACACUUCUGACACAGAAAAAUCAGAUGAUGGCAAAGACAAGGACACGAAGAAGAUUCAGACUACAGCCACAACCCAGAGUCUGCAUGGCCGCCUGAUGACCCAAAUGGAAAGGGACAUACAUGUGGAUCUUGGCUUCAGGGGGACGCCCAUGACAGAGGAACAACGACGUCAGUUCAGCCCUGGCCCACGCACUACAAUGUUCCGCAUCCCAGAGUUCAAAUGGUCAGCCAUGCACCAGAGACUGCUCACUGACCUGCUGUUUGCACUGGAGAGUGACGUCCAUGUCUGGAGGAGUCACUCCACUAAAUCGGUCAUGGACUUUGUUAAUAGCAAUGAGAACAUCAUUUUUGUCCACAACACCAUCCAUCUCAUCUCGCAAAUGGUUGACAACAUCAUUAUCGCCUGUGGAGGGAUUUUGCCCCUUCUGUCAGCAGCCACGUCUCCUUCGAGUACCAAGACUGAUUUAGAGAACAUCGAGGCAACACAGGGCAUGUCCUCAGAGACCGCCAUCACUUUCCUGUCCCGUCUCAUGGUCAUGGUGGAUGUCUUGGUGUUCUCAAGCUCCCUCAACUUCAGUGAGAUCGAGGCUGAAAAGAACAUGUCCUCAGGUGGCCUGAUGCGUCAGUGCCUCAGACUUGUGUGUUGUGUGGCCGUUAGAAACUGUCUGGAGUGCAGGCAGAGACACAGGGAAAGGGGAAAUACGUCUUCCAUUCUCAACAACAAGACUCAGGAAAUCCUGCACAAUGCUACCAGCAAGACAGCCAUAGAGACUUUCCCUAGUAACCUGUCUCCCAUCAAGGACCCCGAUCGCCUUCUGCAGGAUGUGGAUAUCAAUCGACUCCGUGCUGUGGUGUUUCGUGACGUGGAUGACAGUAAGCAAGCCCAGUUCCUGGCUUUAGCUGUGGUAUACUUCAUCUCUGUCCUCAUGGUUUCCAAAUACCGUGACAUCCUGGAGCCCCAACGUGAGACCGUCAGAAUAAGCAGCCAGUCAGGCCGUAGCAUGCGUCAGGAGAUCAACUCACCAACCAGCACAGAAACAGCUCCAACUUUUGAAUGCAGUAAAGACCAUCUUGUACCAUCAGAAGAUUUCCACACGGAAAGCUUUCUUCCCCACACAGACUCUGGGAUUGGAGAGGAGCAGGUAGCCAGCGUCCUUAAUGGGUCUGACGUGGACCACAGCGUUGGAGGGACAAGUGCCGUGAAUGACCUCAUAUCUACACUCUACUCAGAGGUGAACAAGUCCCAGGAGAGCUUGUCUGAAUCCUCUAGUGUGGAGGUGCUGAAACCAACCUCCUCUGUCACCAGCAUCAGUCAGCCCAACAAGGGCAUCAAUGUAAAAGAGAUUUUGAAGAGUCUGGUAGCAGCUCCAGUGGAGGGCAUGGAGGCUGGGGUGGAACCUUUAUCUUAUCCAGACCCUGCUGCCAAGGCCCAGGCCAUGCUGCCCAUGCAGUUUCACUCCUUUGACAGGAGUGUGGUGGUGCCUGUGAAGAAAACUUCCCCUGGCAGCCUAGCAGUUAACACCCUGGGAAGCAGCAGCAGCACCUCUCCAGGCUUGGCAACUAGCAGCACCCCCAACAUCUUUGCUGCUACCUCUGCGACCCCCAAAAGCAUGAUAAACACUACGGGAGCCACUGACGCAGCUGCUUCUACCUCCUCUUCCUCCAGUUUUGUCAAUGGAGCCACGAGUAAGAAUCUGCCGGCCGUGCAGACGGUGGCUCCCAUGCCUGAGGACACAGUAGAAAACAUGAGCAUUACUACAAAGCUAGAAAGGGCCUUGGAGAAAGUCGCACCCCUGCUGAGAGAGAUCUUUGUGGACUUUGCGCCUUUUCUAUCUCGCACCCUGCUGGGCAGCCAUGGACAAGAGUUGCUCAUAGAAGGUCUAGUGUGUAUGAAGUCAAGUACCUCAGUGGUGGAGCUCGUCAUGCUCCUUUGUUCUCAGGAGUGGCAGAACUCGAUUCAAAAGAAUGCUGGACUGGCAUUCAUUGAGCUAAUUAAUGAAGGGAGGUUGCUCUGCCAUGCCAUGAAGGACCACAUAGUCCGGGUUGCCAACGAGGCUGAAUUCAUCCUCAACAGACAGCGAGCAGAGGACGUGCACAAACAUGCAGAGUUUGAGUCAAACUGUGCUCAGUAUGCUGCUGACAGAAAAGAGGAAGAGAAGAUGUGUGACCACCUGAUUUGCGCCGCUAAGCACAGAGACCAUGUAACAGCCAACCAGUUAAAGCAGAAAAUCGUCAACAUCCUCACCAACAAGCACGGUGCCUGGGGCACGCUGGCCCAGAGUCAGCUGCAUGACUUCUGGCGUCUUGACUACUGGGAAGAUGACCUGCGGCGAAGGCGGAGAUUUGUCAGAAACCCAUUUGGCUCCACCCACCUAGAUGUCGUAUGCAAGUCACUGCAAGAGUAUGCCUCUGAGAAGGACGAAGUGGUCAAGUCUAAGACGGUGUUCCGCAGCCCAACUGUCACAACUCAGAACUCUGAGACCGAACUAAUACUGGAUGGAGACGACGAUGCUGUCAGCCUGCUGCAGGAGAAGGAGAUGGACAACCUGGGUGGCCCAGUGGUCCUGAGCAGCCCGGCCCAGCUUGUUGCCCCUGUCCUGGUGGCUCGGGGGACUCUGUCCAUCACCACCACUGAAAUCUACUUUGAGGUGGACGAGGAUGACCCUGCCUUCAAAAGGGUCGACUCAAAGGUCUUACCAUACACUGAGGGCUUGCAUGGGAAGUGGAUGUUCAGUGAAAUUCGCGCAGUCUUCACUAGACGAUAUCUCCUGCAGAACACAGCGCUGGAGGUCUUUAUGGCCAACAGAACAUCGGUCAUGUUCAACUUUCCUGACCAGGCCACAGUAAAGAAAGUCGUUUACAGUCUCCCUCGGGUGGGUGUGGGUACCAGCUAUGGACUUCCACAAGCCAGACGCAUCUCCCUGGCCACUCCUCGUCAGCUUUUCAAAUCCUCCAACAUGACCCAGCGCUGGCAGAGGAGAGAAAUCUCCAACUUUGAGUACCUCAUGUUUCUCAACACUAUAGCAGGGAGGACAUACAAUGAUCUGAACCAGUACCCGGUGUUUCCCUGGGUCCUCACCAACUAUGACUCGGAGGAGCUGGACUUGACCCUGCCAGCGAACUUCAGAGACCUCUCAAAGCCUAUUGGUGCCCUGAACCCAAAGCGUGCAGCAUUCUUCACUGAACGUUAUGAGUCAUGGGAAGAUGACCAGACACCACCUUGUCAUUACAACACCCACUACUCCACAGCUGCCACCACCCUGCACUGGCUUGUCAGAAUUGAGCCCUUCACCACGUUCUUCCUCAGUGCCAACAACAACAAAUUCGAUCACCCCGACCGCACAUUUUCAGGCAUUUCCCGAUCCUGGAGAAACUGUCAGAGGGACACCUCAGAUGUAAAGGAACUGAUUCCUGAGUUCUACUACCUCCCGGAGAUGUUUGUCAACAGCAAUGGCUACCAUCUGGGAAUGAGAGAAGACAGAACCAUGAUUUGUGAUGUGGACUUGCCAGCCUGGGCCAAGAAACCUGAAGACUUUGUUAGGAUAAACAGGAUGGCCCUGGAAAGCGAGUUUGUGUCAUGUCAGCUUCAUCAGUGGAUUGACCUUAUUUUCGGCUACAAGCAGCGAGGCCCAGAGGCGAUGCGCGCCCUCAACGUCUUUCACUACCUGACUUACGAGGGCUCCGUCAACCUGGACAGUAUCACUGACCCUUUGCUCAGAGAGGCCACAGAGGCGCAGAUCCAGAGCUUUGGACAGACGCCAUCUCAGUUGCUUAUUGAGCCACAUCCUCCACGCAGCUCCGCCAUGCACCUGUGUUUCCUUCCACAGAGUCCCCUAAUGUUCAAGGACCAGAUGCAGCAGGAUGUCAUUAUGGUGUUGAAGUUUCCCUCCAAUUCACCAGUAACCCAUGUGGCUGCCAACACCCUGCCCCAUCUUACAAUACCUGCUGUGGUCACUGUCACCUGCAGCCGCCUAUUUGCAGUCAACCGAUGGCACAACACCGUCGGUCUCCGAGGAGCACCUGGCUACUCCCUGGAACAGGCACAUCACUUACCCAUAGAGAUGGAUUCUCUGGUUGCCAACAAUACUGGAAGCAACAAGCGUCAGAUCACAGACCUAGUGGACCAAAGCAUCCAAAUCACCACACACUGUUUUGUCGUGACAGCUGACAACCGCUACAUCCUGGUGUGUGGCUUCUGGGACAAGAGCUUCCGUGUGUACUCCUCUGAGACAGGUAAGCUGACCCAGAUAGUUUUUGGCCACUGGGACGUGGUGACAUGUCUGGCCCGAUCAGAGUCCUACAUUGGUGGAGACUGCUACAUCGUCUCUGGGUCCCGUGAUGCUACAUUGCUACUAUGGUACUGGAGUGGGCGGCACCAUAUUAUCGGCGACAACCCCAAUAACAGUGACUACCCAGCACCCCGAGCAGUUCUCACGGGUCACGACCAGGAGGUUGUGUGUGUAUCAGUCUGUGCGGAGCUGGGCCUCGUCAUCAGUGGAGCUAAAGAGGGUCCGUGUCUGGUCCAUACCAUCACAGGGGACCUUUUGCGGGCUUUGGAGGGACCAGAACACUAUCUGUGCCCACGGCUCAUCUCGGUUUCCAGCGAGGGCCACUGUAUCAUCUACUAUGAGAGGGGACGCUUCUGCAACUUCAGCAUUAAUGGAAAACUGCUGGCACAAAUGGAAGUCAAUGAUUCCACCAGGGCAAUUCUCCUGAGCAGCGAUGGCCACAACCUGGUGACAGGUGGAGACAACGGUGUGGUGGAGGUGUGGCAGGCUUGUGACUUCAAACAGCUCUACAUCUAUCCAGGCUGUGAUGCAGGCAUCCGAGCCAUGGACCUAUCACACGAUCAAAGGACUUUGAUCACCGGCAUGGCCUCUGGCAGCAUUGUGGCAUUUAACAUAGAUUUCAACCGCUGGCACUACGAGCAUCAGAACAGGUACUGACGAGAGGUGGAUACGUGCAGCAGGAGGCUAGUGUGGAGAAUUAAGAGGGAAACCUAUCAACCAGUGACCGAGUUGUGCUACAGAGAAUCCAAGAUGCUGGGGGCAUCAGCACGAUGAAGGACUGUGUGUUCUUGCAUGUGUUCAUCUGGCCUCUGAGGCGAACACAUGUCUGCUGCUAAACAAUCUGGAGUCAGUUUGUUGGUUUUCACCUGAGCACCAGCUGAAGUAUUUACCCAAAUGAGUCAAGCAGGUCUGCUGUUCUGGAUAAGAGGAGACUGAAAUCAACUCCAAUUAACAAAAUUACACAGUUAAGUUAUUAAAACAUACUUAAUGUUCCUGUUUCAACUGUGAAAAUGCGAAACAAAAUGAGGAACAUUUAUACAACAUUUGUAUGGCAGAUACUUGGAACAUUUUUCUAAGAAAAAAAAAUGCUCAACCUGUUUAAAAAAAAAAAAAAAAAAGGACAGUCUAAAGUGUUUCUUCCUUAUAAAGACUCGCAAAGAUCUAAAUGCUGUUAGACUACCCACCAUGUUCCAUUAAGCCAUGUAUAAAUGUUGCAAAGGUUUUCAUUGCUCUUCAGAUAUUAGUUGGUUAGUUCCACGUAUACGACCCUUUUUUGCUUAUCGUUAACAGUGGUCAAGUGUAUGUGUAUGUGAAAAGACAAUGUUUACUGUUAAUUUGUUGUGUUUGAAUGUCUAUAUGGAAAUUCAGUGUGUCCUUUGUGAAAACCGUUUAUGACCAUGUCAUAAAUAUGGAUAUUUCCAUAUUUAUUUUAAAUCGGGGACUAUAUUGCUUAUUAAUGGAAAAUAUGAAAAGAUUGUAUACCGAUUCUAGUUUGUCAUGUGGAACAUGCAUUUAUUUUUAGACAUUUUUUCUUCCAAAAAACAUCAAAUGAUUAAAAUAUCAGAUUUUUUGGAUUGUCUAAUGAUUGUCAUCGUGUUUAUGGUAAAGCUGAAAGUGCCAUUUUUAAAGACAUUCUACAAUUUCUGGCACUGCAGACAUUUAUACUGUUCUUUGUGUAUAUCAGAUUUUUUUAAGUUAUUCUUCUUUUGCAAUUUUCUGUCCUCCAUAACUCCAUGCUCUGAAAGCAAUAUUAUGACAUGUUCGACAAAUAGGUCAAUGAAAGGUAUUCAGCAGUGUAACAAAAUGAUAUAUUAAUGAAGAGGACAGUAGUAUAAAUAUGAGUAUGGUCUAUUUUUGGUGAUAUGAAAGCUAUUGAGUCUGGAUUUAAAUGAAGCAAGGAGAAGUUGAUUUCCAUGAGCUGUCAAUUUAAAUGAACAAAAAUAUGCAAACUGAUGGAGUUAGCGGUUAAUUUUUUAUUUAUUUAUUUAUUUUUCAAACAGGUGCUACAAGACAAACCUACCCAAAGCUGAAUAUUUUGCAUGUUAUAAAAUCCUGAAGGCACUGGUUUUUCUUUCCUGUGAAAAUCGUGUCAUUAUUGUGAAUAAAAAUGUCAUGUCAUUAACAAUAUAUCCGAAUGAAGCAGUUCAUUUUUAUUUCAAUCAGUACACAGUAAAAUGAUUCUGCAAAUGUUCCAGGAGGCUGUGUCUGGAGCUGAAACAAUUAGGUCAAAACUGGCAACUGUAUGCUGAAUUUCUUUUGUUGUUGUUUUUAAUAAAAUUGAUUGCUUACACUGUAGUCAGCUCAAGAGUAAUUCUUGAGAUUUUACUCAUGUCUGUGAUUAAUCUAUAAUAAGGC
This is a messenger RNA of Pelmatolapia mariae (spotted tilapia), 10628 nucleotides long. RefSeq names its product neurobeachin b (gene nbeab). The transcript is spliced from 57 exons. The coding region runs from base 249 to 8930 and encodes 2893 amino acids. Gene Ontology annotation, biological process: intracellular protein localization. NCBI's taxonomy places the organism in Eukaryota, Metazoa, Chordata, Actinopteri, Cichliformes, Cichlidae. The record is from RefSeq and is a predicted model, not a curated record. Gene Ontology annotation, molecular function: protein kinase binding. Gene Ontology annotation, cellular component: membrane; cytosol.